Xyrauchen texanus (razorback sucker) is the source of this 2108-nucleotide messenger RNA. RefSeq names its product dual specificity phosphatase 1 (gene dusp1). Gene Ontology annotation, cellular component: nucleus; cytoplasm. Gene Ontology annotation, biological process: negative regulation of p38MAPK cascade; protein dephosphorylation; endoderm formation. The record is from RefSeq and is a predicted model, not a curated record. The coding region runs from base 188 to 1276 and encodes 362 amino acids. The transcript has 4 exons. Lineage: Eukaryota; Metazoa; Chordata; Actinopteri; Cypriniformes; Catostomidae. Gene Ontology annotation, molecular function: protein tyrosine/threonine phosphatase activity; MAP kinase tyrosine/serine/threonine phosphatase activity.
CAAGAGGAUACAUUGUAACGACUUUCCGCUUUGAAAACAAUUCGAAUUUCACUCUCGCUGUUACGGACUAUUAUUGGAACAAACUCUCGUUAUAAGUGAACAAAGUACUCGCGAACUUUAAGAACACAAUUUAAAAAAAUAACUUUAUUUAUUUUUUUAUAUAUAUUUAGAUCUAUCGUUUACUACUAUGGUCAUCAUGGAAGUGUCCGCCAUCGACUCUGCUUUGUUUCGGGAUCUCCUGGAUGAUUCGGGCUGUCUGGUUCUGGACUGUCGCUCGUUCUUCGCCUUCAGCUCGUCUCAUAUUUCGGGAUCCACUAAUGUGCGCUUCAGUACGAUAGUGCGGCGAAGGGCCAGAGGGGGUCUGGGACUGGAGCACAUUGUGCCCAACGAGGACACCAGGAACAGACUUCUGUCCGGGGAAUACCAGAGUGUCGUUUUCUUGGAUGACCGGAGUCGAGAUAUGGGAGAAGUGAAGAAAGAUGGGACUUUAAUGCUUGCUGUGAACGCUUUGUGUCGCAAUCCAUGUGGAGCAAGUGUGUUCUUUCUUAAAGGUGGAUUUGACACAUUUUCCUCCGAAUUUCCUGAAAUGUGUUCCAAGCCUGUCCCUCCACAGGGCUUGAGUUUACCUUUGAGCUCCAGUUUCCAUCCAAACACCGUUGAGACCUCUUGUAAUUCAUGUCCAACCCCUCUAUAUGAUCAGGGUGGCCCAGUAGAAAUCCUGCCAUUCUUAUAUUUAGGCAGUGCCUACCAUGCGUCUAGAAAAGACAUGCUGGACAUGUUGGGAAUCACGGCCCUCAUUAACGUCUCUUCCAACUGCCCCAACCACUUUGAAGACCACUACCAGUACAAAAGUAUUCCAGUGGAGGACAACCAUAAAGCCAAUAUCAGCUCCUGGUUCAAUGAGGCCAUCGAAUUUAUCGAUUCAGUACGGAAUAAAGGUGGACGUGUGUUCGUUCACUGCCAAGCCGGUAUCUCGCGCUCCGCCACCAUCUGUUUGGCUUACCUGAUGCGCACCAAGCGCGUGAAGCUCGAAGAGGCUUUUGAGUUCGUCAAACAGCGGCGCAGCAUCAUCUCGCCCAACUUCAGUUUCAUGGGGCAGCUCUUGCAGUUCGAAUCACAAGUCCUCGCUUCCUCCACGUGCUCCUCGGAGGCCGGAAGCCCCGCCAUCGGCAAAAGCACCACAGUAUUCAACUUUACUGUUUCCAUUCCCGUACACACGACAGCUAGCCCACUUUCCUUUUUACAGAGCCCCAUCACUACCUCACCAUCCUGCUAAAUGUACUUGAUUUAAAACUUUUGUUCUCGCCUCUAAGCCGGGGCGAGUUUUAUUUAUGUGACUAUAUGAUCCCUGAGGUGAUCUUUCCAGUAUUAGACUUCAGAACAUGUGGUUCCAUUUGUUGCUACAAGUAUUCCACGAUUGUACAUAGGAGUUGGUGGCUGGUUUAUAUAAACGUUUUAACAACACGGUACACAAAUGUUGGCUUAAUUGUAUGAUCACGGUGUUUGUUUUAAAGUUUGUGACGAAAACCAUGUUUAAACACUCCGCUAUCCUGUCCAUCAAUGUUCUCCAGUCUUUGUUUGUAUUGUUGUUGACUUGGUAGAUCUUGAUGAUCAGUUUGUUUUUGUUAGCAUCAAAAGAACUCUUAUGUCUUACAGGUUGCUCAGGGACCGUUUUCUGUCUUUUUUACAUGAUGUUACUGUUUCAUUUCUUACGAGAUUAGUCGUUAGACUUGAAGGUGCUAAUCUAAACGAGUACUGCUACUUGGUUUCUUUAUGAAUGUUGAUACAAUGUCUGUGCAGGCUCUGCCUUAAGACAGUGGAAAUUGAAAUGAUUCCUGAGCCUGUCAUGCCUUUUCAGAGCUUAAUCUGAUUCUUCACGACGUUUGUUUGUUAUUUGUAAACAAACACCGAAUACCUCAUGUGUCUGUACUGUUGUCAGUUUUCUAAGAGUCUCAUAAGCACUACUAACAGGAACGGCUCUUACAAGAUUGGUCUGAUAUAUGUGACUAUUUAUUGAGUAAAUUAAUAUAUUUCUUAUGCCAUAUUAUUUUUUUCAUAUAUUUGUGGUACUUGAUGCCGACAAAUAAACCUAUUUGCAUACAAUACAA